Messenger RNA from Cicer arietinum (chickpea), 3210 nucleotides. RefSeq lists its product as uncharacterized. Gene Ontology annotation, molecular function: nucleic acid binding; ATP binding; RNA helicase activity. Lineage: Eukaryota; Viridiplantae; Streptophyta; Magnoliopsida; Fabales; Fabaceae. The record is from RefSeq and is a predicted model, not a curated record. Gene Ontology annotation, cellular component: THO complex; transcription export complex. Gene Ontology annotation, biological process: mRNA export from nucleus.
ACUGCAAACAAGUGUGACACCGGCAUAUCAAAGUAAGUAAUUCUAGUGCCUCCAAUUCGGUUAGGUCAACUGGUAUUUGUUAGCUAAACGAUGAAAAUUCACAAAUUCAAAAAAGCAUUAGUCCGUCUUGAUCGUCAUGCUCUAUGAAACGUCGUCGUUAAAUGCACAGCUUGUAUUUAACAUAACAAAAAGGCGAAAGAGUUUGAAGAAAGAAAAAGCGAGUGAAGUGAAUUGCAAAGUGCAAUGUUGGGUGACGCCACUAACUGGGACGAAAAUGCAUACAAAGAAACCGUAUUGAAGGAAAUAGAGAUUCAAACUCAAACCGUUUUCAGAACAGCUUGGUCUCCAUCUCAAUCUUCUCAAACCCCUAACCUCAACUCUCUCAUCGUUGCUUCAAGUGACGGUUCUAUCGCCUCUUACUCCAUCCCCGCUUCAAUUUCCGCUUCUAAGCUUAAAAAUCCAUUUGGUUUUACCGAUACGGAUAAUUUUGUGGCUGAGCCAGAUUGCUUCUUUCAAGCGCAUAAUGGGGCUGCAUAUGAUGUCAAAUUCUAUGGCUAUGACGAUGAAAAUGCCCUGUUGUUGAGUUGCGGUGAUGAUGGCCGAAUUCGAGGAUGGAGAUGGAAGGAACUUACAAGCUCAAAGCAUUAUAUUUGUUCAGAAGGAAAUGAUAUCAAGCCUAUCCUUGAUGUGGCAAAUCCUCAACACAAAGGUCCUUGGGGUGCACUUUCACCUAUCCCUGAGAAUAAUGCUAUUGCUGUUAAUACUCAGGCAGGGUCUGUUUUCGCUGCUUCUGGUGAUUCUUGUGCAUAUUGUUGGGAUGUGGAAUCUGGUAAAUUAAAAAUGGUAUUCAAGGGUCACUCUGAUUACUUGCAUUGUAUUGUUGCUCGCAACUCGUCCAAUCAGAUCAUAACAGGUUCAGAGGACGGGACAGCUCGAAUUUGGGAUUGCAAAAGUGGAAAGUGUAUCCAAGUUAUUGAUCCAGCAAAAAAUUUGAAGUUAAAAGGACCUGUUUCAUGGGUCGGCUCUGUUGCUUUAGAUGCAAGUGAGAGCUGGUUGGCUUGCAGUAGUGGACAUAAUAUAUCACUUUGGAACCUUCCUGCUUCAGAGUGUAUUUUAAAUUUUUCCACUCGAGCUUCUGUACAGGACAUGUUAUUUGACAAUAAUCAGAUUCUGACUGUUGGUGCAGAUCCUAUACUAAAUCGCUUUGACAUGAACGGUGCAAUCCUUUCACAAAUACCGUGUGCUCCUCCAUCAGCUUUUUCUAUCUCCUUACAUCCAGCUGGGGUUAUUGCCGUUGGUGGUUACGGGUGUCUUGUGGAUGUUAUCUCCCAAUUUGGCAGCCACAUGUGCACCUUUCGUUGCCAAUGUAUUUACUUUACGUCAAAUAGUAGGAAGGGUGACACGUGUAAAGAUGCUUUUGGUCUGGAGCAUGGGAAGGGAAAAGGCAGAAAAAAUCAGACUCUUUGCUUUCUUCCCUCAACUCCGCGGCGUAGAUCCGGGGAGUUUUUGGGAAACCCUAACUCCGUUCAUUAUCACCGCCGCUAUUCACUCUCUUCAACCUUACUCUUCAUCAUCCAAGUUAUGGCAGGAGAAGCACCCGAGGGGUCACAGUUCGAUGCUAAAAAAUAUGAUGACAAAAUGAAUGACUUAAUUGCUGCUGAUGGAGAGGACUUCUUUGGAACUUCUGAUGAGGUUUAUGAUAGUUUUGAUGCUAUGGGCUUGCAAGAGAAUCUUCUCAGAGGAAUUUAUGCUUAUGGUUUCGAAAAGCCAUCAGCCAUUCAGCAAAGGGGAAUAGUUCCCUUCAUCAAGGGACUUGAUGUUAUUCAACAGGCUCAGUCUGGAACUGGGAAGACAGCAACUUUCUGCUCUGGUAUUCUGCAGCAACUUGACUACAAUGUCACUCAGUGCCAAGCCUUGGUUUUAGCCCCAACUCGUGAGCUGGCUCAGCAGAUUGAGAAGGUUAUGCGUGCACUUGGAGAUUAUCUAGGUGUGAAGGUGCAUGCUUGUGUGGGAGGUACAAGUGUUCGUGAAGAUCAGCGCAUUCUAUCCGGUGGCGUUCAUGUUGUGGUUGGUACUCCUGGUCGUGUGUUUGAUAUGCUGCGCAGACAGUCUCUUCAGCCUGAUUAUAUCAAAAUGUUUGUGUUGGAUGAGGCUGAUGAAAUGCUUUCCCGAGGUUUCAAAGAUCAGAUCUACGAUAUAUUUCAACAGCUGCCAGGUAAGAUUCAAGUUGGAGUUUUCUCUGCUACAAUGCCUCCCGAGGCACUGGAGAUCACUAGGAAGUUUAUGAACAAACCUGUGAGGAUCCUUGUGAAGCGUGACGAGCUCACCUUGGAAGGUAUUAAGCAGUUCUAUGUUAACGUUGAGAAGGAGGAAUGGAAGCUGGACACACUCUGUGAUCUUUAUGAGACCCUAGCCAUCACUCAGAGUGUCAUUUUUGUGAACACCAGAAGGAAAGUUGAUUGGUUGACUGACAAGAUGCGAAGCCGAGACCAUACAGUCUCAGCAACUCACGGAGACAUGGAUCAGAAUACCAGGGACAUUAUUAUGCGUGAAUUUCGUUCUGGGUCUUCCCGUGUUUUAAUAACUACCGAUCUCUUGGCACGUGGUAUUGAUGUCCAACAAGUGUCUCUGGUUAUUAAUUUUGAUCUCCCUACACAGCCUGAGAACUAUCUCCACCGUAUUGGUCGUAGUGGAAGGUUUGGUAGAAAAGGUGUUGCUAUUAACUUUAUCACUAAGGAAGAUGAAAAGAUGCUGUCUGAUAUCCAGAAGUUUUACAAUGUGAUAGUUGAGGAGUUGCCAUCAAAUGUUGCGGAGCUCCUCUGAUGAGAUUUUGUCCUCCCUCCUAUUAGACAAAGAUGAGUACUUUUGGUAAGUGUUAUGUAAUGUUUAUUUCCCGUCUUUUUGGUUGUAUUUCCGCCUUUGAUACAUUGUUUGAUAGUCUUUUUAAUUUAAGUUGCAUUGUGAGUGGUCUGAAUGAAUAUUCAAGGGAAGUACUUACAUUGUGGACUCCCAUUAUUGGCCAAAAUGGUGUUUGACACUCGUUGCACUUUUCUAGAAGGCAGUUUUUGUAGUGUGUACUGCAUUUUAAUUUUACUUGAACGUUAAAGUACAUUGAUGUGGGUUUACAACUUAUUUGGAAGUGAUGCGGGAUGAAAUGUGGUGUGGCCAUCUAGCAUUAGACUCAAGUUGAGAUUUAAAUGCUUUUAUCUA